Molecule: messenger RNA, 2866 nt
Organism: Coregonus sp. 'balchen'
Lineage: Eukaryota; Metazoa; Chordata; Actinopteri; Salmoniformes; Salmonidae
Source: the annotation of a GenBank genome assembly
UUUACUAACACCGCGCCUGAUUGAUGCAACUUCCUUUCUACUCCGCACACUCAAGAUGGCACCGGUACGUGAAAAGAGCUCGACAGAAAAACCCUUCUUAUCAUUGUUAAUUUCACUUUUACUUAACAAAAUGUGCACCAUUUUACAUCUCAAAAUGUAUUUCUGGAGUUAUGUGAUGAAAUAAAGCAAGAAACUACUCGCCAUUCAAUAGGCAGCUAGGCUAAGCUAGCUAGCUAGCAUUAUACGUGUUCAGUUUCAAAGUUAUCAUUGCUGUAAAGCAACGUCUGCCAAACUCGGUCUUGGGGACCUCAAAGGGGUGCGCGUUUUGUUUUUUGCCCUAACAUAUCCGCGGGAAGAUGUUUUCAGUUGUGGGUGCUGAUAAGUGAUAUAAUAAUGCAUUCUAAUAGAUAUUUUGCCUCACCGGAUUUGCCUCGUGGUAUACAGUUUCAUCAAGCGUUUAGGAUUUAAACACGUGGGGAAAUCUUAGUAGGGUCCAGAAGAAUUUUGGGCUUUUGUAAACUUAUUUCAUGCAAUUCUACUUCAUUUAGGCCUACAUGACAUACCAUUUUUAAUACUACACAAAUGAGUGGCUACUCUGACAGAAAUAAAAACUACCUGGGCCCGGUUUCCCAAAAGCAUCUUAGGCUAAAUUGUUGGAACCAUAGGAUCCUAUCGUUCUAAAAAUUAAAACGGCCUUAAGAUGUUUUUGGAAAACUGGGCCUUGGUCUUGACCUGGCCCAGGGCCAAUAAAAAGGGAGACAAAUUGUACAAUAUUAGGAGGAAAUAUACAUUUUAUAGGCUAUUAAAUCAACUUCCCAGUGGCACUGACUCACCAUAUGAUGAAAAUAACAUGAAUAUGUGUAGCCUUCUCACCAUACCAGUGAUGGUCUCAAGAUAGGCCUGAGCUACUUUGAAAAAGCAGUGAUGUUUGUAAGUUGAGAAAAAAAAUUGUAACUUCAACUGACAAAUUAGUAUUCUCUUUUCAGCAGUAGUGAUUUGCUUUCCAAUCGUAUUUCCUGCGAUUGUAGUUUGAAAUUAGCAAAAGCGCUUUAUCUGUUCACUGACAGCGUGAAGUACAAUCUGUAGAAAUAGAAUCCAUAGAACAAAAAUUAAAAAACUGAGUUUUUUAAAUGUUCGGAGAACGGAAGUGAAAAUGUAGCCUGUUUUGGGAAUGUAGAUUUUUAGGUUGCAGGGAGGUUCUGAGACGGUUUUUCUAUGGUCCUACGGUUUUCCUUGGAGGUUUUAUUAACGUUCAGAGAACAGAAAAACAUAGGUUACUAUGUACACAGCUGAUUCAAAUAAUGAACUCGUCAGGGUCCCCUGUAGCUCAGUUGGUAGAGCAUGGCGCUUGCAACGCCAGGGUUGUGGGUUCGUUUCCCACGGGGGGCCAGUAUGAAAAAUGUAUGCAGUCACUAAACUGUAAGUCGCUCUGGAUAAGAGCGUCUGCUAAAUGACUAAAAUGUAAAUGUCAAGUUUUGAUUAUUUGAAUCAGCUGUGUAGUGCUAGGGCGAAAACCAAAAUGUGCAGCCCUCGGUCCACCCCAGGACUGAGUUUGGGAAACGCUGCUCUAAAGUAAUUUCCGAGCAUAGAUUAGAUGUUUUCCCAAUUAAAAAUAUUUGUUUAAUUUACAAGUAUACAUUUGGCAUCCUCUUUUCACUAGCUAUGGCAUAAAUACGUUUGAUCUAACUUUGGAUUGAGGGUCAGUGUGAAUUAGAUCCAUUUGCUAUUCUCAUUCCACGGAGGGCCGAGUGUCUGCAGGAUUUUGCUCCUCCCUUGUACUUGAUUGAUUAAUGAAGGUCAGUAAUUAGUAUGGAACUCCCCUCACCUGGUUGUCUAGGUCUUAAUUGAAACGGUAAACUAGCAGACACAAAGCCCUCUACGGAAUGAUUUUGACACCCCUGCGUUACACUACUCUAGUCUGGUGAAAGCUGAGUCAUGUUGGCAUGAUACCUAUUCUAUCCUCUUGAGAGCCAUGGUUUAGAAUCAGGAGUAACAUUAGAUGGAGGAACGCCUGUCAUGGCGAUCCGAGUCAUAGUAGAAUAAUUCCUGUCCUUUUUAUAUUUCUAUGAUCUGAAUGCCAUGGUUUUGUGUUCCCUAGCUAAAGCAGAAGAAACAGACUGUGGUCAAGAGGACCAAAAAGGGUGUGUCCUGGAAGUUUACCCUGGACCUGACCCACCCUGUGGAGGACGGCAUUCUGGACUCGGCCAACUUCGUAAGUUACCGGCCCUACUUCGCCUGACACCACCAGGCUACUCGUCCUCCUCAUCAUUAAACAGGCUAAGGAUAUUAUACUUUGUUAUGUUUGCCUAACUCUGUGUGUGGACUAGGGUUCCAUUCCCUAGCUGACUAGGGUUCCCUUCCCUAGCUCAAACCCUAGGGUUCUCUUCCCUAGUGUCACUAUGCUCUGUCCAACAGGAAACCUUCCUCAAAGAGAGGGUAAAGGUCAACGGCAAGACAGGAAAUCUGGCAAAUGUUGUCGAGAUCGCCCGCCUGAAGAACAAGAUCAAUGUCACCUCACAGAAGCAGUUAUCUAAGAGGUGAGCUAUUGGUGUCCAUAGUCUACUACUCAGCAUGCUCAAUAUUAACUCCAUUGAGCAUGCCUUUUUUUAACCAGGAGUAGGUUUGAGAAACAUCCUGGCCUCUACCCUUUAGGACAGGGCUGAAGUGUUCUUCUCCCCUUCUUUGACGUCAAACUCAUUCUCCUCUCCCAUUGGUCCACAGGUACCUGAAAUACCUGACCAAGAAGUACCUGAAGAAGAACAACCUCCGUGAUUGGUUGAGAGUCGUGGCGUCGGACAAGGAGACCUACGAGCUGAGAUACUUCCAGAUCAGCCAGGAAGAGGAGGAGUCGGACAAUGACGAGUAG